CCGUCUUGUCUGUCUUUCUGUCAACGGACACGUAGCACAAUCUCCCAAUGGCUCAAGCUGCGACGGCCUACUGCCUCUCUCACACUGGCCCAAUGACAGAAAAAGAAAAGGAGCAGCACCACCGAGUCGCGGAUUGGCGUGAGUGGUCCCAGUGCCUCCUCUGCCACGCGGCGAUCCGACACGAGAGCAAGUCCGCUCCACUCGUGUGACAUCACCGCAAGGCAUUGGAGACACUUGGGCCAUACGCACCAUGGCUGGCUGACUUAGAUGGAGAAGAUGGAUAGACCGUUGUGUCACUCACCACUAUACGUACAUACGGAGGCCACGCAGCGCAUCGCAUGCAUCGUAAGCACAAGUACCGACCGCAGCAGCAUGAGACCAGCCAACGAAUCCACGCAUCUCCAGCUUUCAUCCCUCAAGUGAUGAACGAACGGUAGAGCGUUGGGUGCGCACAAUCGAUUUCAACCAGACAGCGAGCACCACAUCCUGCCAUACAAUCGGGGGGAUCCUGGCUACUUCGCGUACGAAAAAAGUGACACGCUCACUGACCUGCCUCUCUCUCUGUUCCCUCAGUCCCUGUAGCACCAACCACAGCGCAUACAAGACCUACAGUACACACGAUGCAACGCCCCGGUUCACUUGCCCCCUGCAGCGGCCGCCGCCGCAGCAGCAGCAGCAGGUGGUGGUGUCUGCUGGCUGCCUGAGGAUCUUCCCGCAACUCGCUGGGUGAAGUCGACGCACGGGGUGCAUGUGCGGGACAUGGCGGCCACGAUUGGAUUCUCGCUUGACACCUUGAGGAAAGCACAGUUACGAUAAAACCUGCACAACACGGCCAGAGGGAGAGGCCAUGGGCAGAUCGUCUUGCGCUUGCUCGCCCGUCCCCCUUCCCUCCCCUGCUCUUGCCUUACCCACCUUUUCCUGUCGUGAGCUUUCUCGUCCUUCGGUGGCCUCGUGGACGCAGCCGUGCUGGACCGAAUGGACGGCUGCAUCCCUGGCGAGAGGGGAGGCUUCUCAACCGUCUCCUCCUUGAGGCUUGUGCGGCCCUUGGGCGACAUGGUCAGAUUGGGAGCGUCCUCUUCUUCCUGCCUGGCUUGAUCUGCGGUCUUGGGUGAAGGUCGCGGGGAGGUAGAUGCGGAAUUGGUCGGUGUGGAGCCGAAGAAGCGCUUGAACAUUAACACGAAGUCACUCUCUAGGCUCACAGAAGACAUUCAGAGCCCCAUCAACUCAUA
Vitrella brassicaformis is the source of this 1229-nucleotide messenger RNA. NCBI's taxonomy places the organism in Eukaryota, Vitrellaceae. The record is from the annotation of a GenBank genome assembly.